AUGGGUGGCAAGUUCUGUGCCUGGUGGUGGUGGUGUGGUGUGUUGUGGACGUGCUCAUUAGUGGUCGGAUGGCUUCAGGCAGAAACGAUACACUUCACCAACUCGCCGAAGCUAAUCAUGGCGUCGAAGAACUUUACCACGUACGAAAUCGAAGUUCCCGGCUCGAAACCGAUCACGAUCAUCGAAGCAACCGAUCCGUAUGAUCGUGGAUCGAGCAAUACGCACCGGUUGGAUACAUUUCCAAAGGAAGUACAACUACCCGGAGGUCCAACGACCAGUUUCCGAACCAGUACCGGGAUUAGUGUUAGUCGUCCCACACAGGAUGGGGAGGAAUCCUCUAGUUCCUCGGUGGAACAUUCGGCCGGUUCACGUAAAACUCUUUACUCGCCCGAGCUUCUAAACAAAUUUCUCAAAGAGUACUCGGAGAAGCUGCGCAACGCUGAUUCCGCCACGAGAAAGCGCCUCAACGAGAUCACGAUGAUCAACAGCAACAUUAACCGAAACCAGAACGAGCUGGUGCCGGGUGGGGCGGAUUCGACGUCGAUGUCGGCAGACGAGAAUCAGUACAGAAACAAGCAUCAUCCACACCUGGAUGCUAUUCAGGCCGAGAGUCAAAGCAACACCGACACCAACGAUGAGCCAAAAACGGAGGAUGAGUUUGUGUUCAACGACACACACGAGCGGCAUGUGUCGGCUACAAACAGCAACAAGCGCUGGUACCAGGAACCACCAGGUCUGGCAGGAGGAAGCUAUCAAGCACAAGCAUCUCAUCCACAAAGCGGCCACAAAAACCACCCCUGGAACAUUAAGGACGGUUGGGUGACGCUCGAAGCCGUACCGUGGUCGGAAAGUAAGGUAUCAAAGUGGCACGCCACCGGAUCAGUGUCGGAGUUGAACAAAAACUCACCCGGGAAGGUUACGACGAUGCAGCUAGAUAAGUACUGGAACACGGACAGUGAGGAAACUCCCAAAUACAAACCCGUUGCGACGUCCGGUUCGAUCGGUGCAUCGAGCUACUACCAUGGGGAGGCAGACGAUGACUACGGGUAUGGGUCACCGGUGAACCGGUUACCCUCCAGCUCGAUAGUUACUCCCACCGAAUCGUUCUACAAUCGAAGACAUCCCACCGCAACGCUUUAUAGCGAACGUCCGGAUGCGGAUAGGAAUAGACCGCCGUCUGCUUCAUCUUCUUCGCAACCGCAACACCUUGACAGUUGGUACGAUCAGCAGCAGCAGCAGCAGCUUCAUGCGAGCAAUCCGUACGAUUCGAUGAAAGCUUACCACGAACAUCAGGGAUCAGCCUAUCCUACGCCGAGCACCCCCAAUCGCGACAUCAUAACCGACGGUCGUCCGGCAAACUUUCCCAAAUUUUCACAAGAUCGUCCCGGGCAGCAACAGCAACAGGGUUACGGUGCGGACAACACUCCCCAGAGUCAACGGGUGCGCCCAGUGUCCUAUCCGGAUCGUGGAAAUGGAGAGUGGGUGCUAAUCUCCACCACCAAGGGCUAUCAGUACCCGAAGCGACGUCAUGGACAGCGAGCGAUCACGUUCUCUCCCGCUACAUCCACAAGUCAUCAGACGGUAAAGUUGACGGUACUUCCCAUGAAGAACGCGAUCGAUAUGACCACCUCGCACAACGGUCUGAUUGAGGUGUCUUCAUCCACGCAGACGGUUGAGGAUGCGGUUAAGCAGCAGAAGAGUAAGCGCAAGGGCCAGACACAUCCCGGCACAACACCGACGAUCAGUCUCGUGGGUCACAAGAAGAAAAAGCAUUCGUCCGGGGGUUCGUCAGCUUCGUCGCAAACCUUCUCACUGAUGCGGCGCGAUGCGACACAGGACAGUUCGGCCGUACUAGCUGCGGUUAGUGCCGGGAUGGUACCAGCUACCAUGGCCAUCCUAGCGCCGAUGGUGCUCGGUCGAAAGAAAAAGUAG
Anopheles maculipalpis is the source of this 1932-nucleotide messenger RNA. RefSeq lists its product as uncharacterized. The coding region runs from base 1 to 1932 and encodes 643 amino acids. The record is from RefSeq and is a predicted model, not a curated record. The transcript has a single exon. Lineage: Eukaryota; Metazoa; Arthropoda; Insecta; Diptera; Culicidae.